This is a messenger RNA of Plasmodium berghei ANKA, 6045 nucleotides long. Its product is annotated as conserved Plasmodium protein, unknown function. The transcript is spliced from 12 exons. NCBI's taxonomy places the organism in Eukaryota, Apicomplexa, Aconoidasida, Haemosporida, Plasmodiidae. The record is from RefSeq and is a predicted model, not a curated record. Bases 1 to 6045 code for a protein of 2014 amino acids.
AUGCAAUAUAGUUCAAGGUCUAAUUUCCAGUUUAUAAAAAAAGAUAUUUUUUGUUUUAUAAAAUGUAAUUAUAUCUGUUUUGUUAAUUUGUCAAAUUCCGAAAAGAAAUAUCUAGGGGUAGUAAGCAAUGACAAUGUUGAUAUAAAUAGGAAAUAUGAGAUUAAGGAAAUAAAGUUUUGUGAAAAUAAAAAAAAAGACGAACCCGAAGAAGAAUCUAAGAAUGAUGAUAAAAAAAUUAAUGAAAUAAUAAUAAAAAUUCAAGAAAAUUGUGAUAAAAAAAUAGAUAAUUUAUAUAAUAUUCAUAAAUUUAUUAGCGAUGAAAAUACCAAUUCAUUAAUAAUUGUCUUAAAAAAAAAUUCUGAAAAUUUGUUAUAUCAUUUAAUAUUUAACGAAAAUGAUAAUCUUGAAUCUUUUAAAAUAAAUUUUAUUAAAAAAUUUGAAUCAGAUAUAAAGUGUAUUGAAAUAACACAAAAAUACAUUUUCGUUUUAGUAAAAAAAAAAAAAAAAAAUAUAUAUAAUAAAAUAGAUACUGCUAUCCAAACAAAUACUAGCAAAAGUAGUUGCCAAUUUAAAGAAUUUUCCAACGAUUUUUCCAAAAAAUUCUUUGAAUAUUCAUUACAAAUAUUUGAGACAGAAAACAAAAAUAGUGAACAAAAAAAAGUGAUAAAAAAAAUAUCAAUAUUAUCUAAUUCUUUAAAAUUAAAAAAACUUAUAAUAUGUCCAUAUGAUAACAGUAAAAUAAUCAUACUUUCAAAAAAAAGUAUAAUAUUUGUUAAUUCAAAAAAUUCUAAAAUAAAAUUAAAAAAUACAGAUUUAAAAAAUGCAAAUUUAAAAAAUGUAGAUUUAAAAGAUGGUGAAUAUUUUAAAGAACUAAUUUUUAAUGGUAAUAUAGUGACAUCUACUUGGCUUGAUUUUUAUAUAUUUGUUAUAAGCUUAUCAAAUAAUCAAUUACUUUUUUUUAAUUUCCAAAAUAACACAAGACAUUUUCUUUUUAUAAAAUCUUUAAACAACUAUUCACCAAUAACUUAUCUUCUAUAUAAAAAUGAAUUCCUUUUUAUUUCCUUUUAUACAAAAGAAAUAAUUUGUUUCAAAAUUAAUUAUUCAUUGUUGGAUUUGGCUUCCUUUAAAAGGACAAAUUCUAUUGAAGGAAAUUAUCUAAAUGUGAAUUAUUUAUUUAAAAAUAAAAAUAAAGUAAAAGUUAAAAAUGGAAAAGUAAAAAAUAGUGGAAAUAUAUUAAAUACAAAUUUAAUUUCUAAAGAAGUUGGACAUAAGUUUGAGAAAAAUAUCAAAACAAAAAAAAAAGAAAAAUAUAAAAAUACAUUUAAUAAUAUACUUAAAGACAUAGAAGAGUUAGAACAAAAGCUAAACACAAAAAGUAGUAUCAUUUUAAAAAAUAUAGAAAAAAGAAAAUGGAAUGAACAUGAUAACAUUGAUAGCAAUGAAAAUAUAAAUUUAACUUUAGAUGAAUUAGAAUCAAACGAAAAUAAUAAUAUAUGUAAAAGUGGUGAAACUAACUAUUGUGAAAUUGAGAAAAAUAAAAAAGACAAAAAAAAUAUAUAUUUUAAUUUAAAAAAAAAAAAAAAAAAAAUGUUUUUUAAUUUGAGUUAUAGAAAUAAUAAAGUAAUAAAUAUUUUGAAAUAUGUAUCAAUGAUAAAUUUACAAAAAUAUUUAGGAAAUAAAAUAUAUAGUUUUUUCAUACAUGUUAACUAUCUAUUUAUAAUGUUAGAUAAUGGAAUAAUAUAUUAUAACAAAAACUAUGAUGAACAAAAUGGCGGAUUAAAUAAUAUAUCAAAUUUUUAUUAUUUAACAAAUAUAUAUUUACAUAAAAUUACAAAUAUAAAAAUAAAUAAUGAUGGGAACAUAUUCAGUUUAGAUAAAGCUCAUAUUUUAAAAUAUUAUUCUUUAAAAAAAUCAGAUUUAAACAUUUUUAUUACAAAUAAAAAAAUAAUUUUUUUUGAUAUUUUUCAUAUUCUUCAAAAAUAUAAUUGUUUAUUCAUUUCUUUAACAAAUGGUUCUUUUUAUUUUAUAAAUAUGGACACUAAAAAAAUAUUGUUAUAUGAUAAAGUAGAAAAUAUUUUAAAAAAAAAAAAUGGUUGGAAUCAAAGUUGUCUAUUCAGAAAAAAUAUAGAGUGGGCUUAUUUCAAUAAGAUAAAUGAACAUGUACUAAAUGGAUAUUUAAAAGUAAAAAAUAUUUUUUAUUUCUUUUAUUUAAUUUAUUCUGAAUCUCAUGAAAAAUUUUUUAUAUAUAUAAUUCACAAACUUAAUAUAUAUAAAAUUUUAAUGAAUAUUAUGAUUAAAAAAAAAAAUAUUAAAAAAAGGAAAACUAAUUACACACACGAUUUUACUAUUUUAAAUUCUUCUGUGUAUAAAAAUGGAGAAUCAGAUUAUAUUUGUUUUGCAAUUUCUGAAAAAUCGGAUAAUCAGUUUUAUAUAGUUUUUGUUAGAUUAAUUGGAGAAAGAAAUAUAUUCGAAAAAAAGACAAAAAAAAAAAUGAACAAAGAUAAAGAAAUAAAAUACUAUAAUAAUACAAUUAUAUAUUUUUUAGAUAUUCAAAAUAUAAAUAUUGUGUUUUCAAAAGUGAUAGGUAAUUACUUAGUUAUAGUAGACAAGUUUUUAAAUAUAACUUUUUAUUUAUUAACAAAAAGCUAUUUUCAAAAUAUGCCGACUCAUAAUGCACCCAGUUUAUUGGGUCGAGACAAAAAAGAAAUAAAUAAAAAUAAAAAUAAAAGAAAUAUGAAAUAUUUAACGACCCAUUAUAAAUCCUAUGAAGACAAAGUUGAGAAUUUUUUUUUAACAAGAAUAUCAAAAAAAAAAGUAAAAAGUAACAACAUCGAACAUGUAGAGACAGAAAAAAUAGACCAAAAUGAUGAAUGUGAUAAAUUUACAGAAACACAAACAAAAUUAAUUGAACUAGUUCAAAUAAAUUUGGGUAAAGAAAGUUUUAGAAUAAAAAUUCAAGAAAAUUUUAAAAUUAAAUUCAUAAAUGAACAAAUGAAUGAAGAAGAAAAAGAAAUAUGUUCUAUUUAUAUUAUUACCGAUACAAAUAUUUUGAUAAAAUUUGCUUUUAAUUGUAUGUUAGAAACAUUGGAAAAAAUAAAAAAUAUAAAUAUUAAGACAUAUCCUUAUUUGGAUAAUUUAAAUUUUUUUUACAGUUAUAAUGGUCAAAAUAAAAUGUGCAAUUUUCUUUUAAAUGGUGGCAAGUAUUUUCAUUUAGAAAAGGAGAAAAAAAAAAAUUGUGGUUCGGAAAAUUCGGGUUCGGAACACGUCUCUAUUUUGGAAAAAAAUGGAAACACAUUUAAUGAGUCAAAUAUAAAUAAUAUAGAAAAAUGUAAUAGUAAACACAAUGAUAAUGCAAUGACACAAACAAAUAACAUUGUAAAUCUUCAAUUUUAUAAAAAAAUAGCGCUUGAAAAAAAAAACUAUUUCUAUAAAAAUCUGAAUGUUGUAUUCUUUAAAAUAUGCCAUACUGGAUUACGUGAUAGAAAACAAAAAAGAAAAAAACAUAAUAAAUUCAUUGAUGUUAUAGAUGUAAAAAAUGAAACGAAAUAUAAGCCAUUCGAUUUUUUCUUUGAUGAUGAAACAAUAAUUUUUACAUUUACAAACGAAAAUAAUUAUAACAUGAGCUUAUAUAAUUGUUUAAAAAAUUGUAAAGAUAAAGAAUAUUUAGACAAUUUAAAUAAACAAGAAAAAGAAAUGAAAAAUAAAAUAAAUGAAUUAAGAGCCAGAUUAAAAAAUUUAAUAAAAGAAAAUAAGAAAAAUUAUAAUGAUAUGAAAUUAAACCGAGAAGCAUUUUUUUUUGAUAAGAAGUAUAUUAAUGAGAUCGAAAUUGUCAAAAGUGAAUAUGAACAAAUAAAAAAUUAUUUUGAAAUAGAAAAAAAAGAAAAAGAAAAUAUUAUUAAUAAAUUAAAGAAAAAAUGUAAUGUAUUUGAUAAAAUUAAUUUUAUUCAUGGUUUUAGAAAAGGACUUUUUGUGACAAAUCUGUAUAAAACUAAUGAGGUUAUUGAAAUGGAAGAAAUAAAUAAAUCCCCAAAUAAUAAUAAUAACAUUAUCUAUAAUAUUGGAAUAUAUAGCAAAUUCAUAAACAAAAUAAAGACUUUAAGAUUUAUACAAAUUAAAGAAACGUAUUAUAUGCAAAAUGUUGAAAAAAAUAAUAAUUUAUAUUGUUUAAAAAACACCAAAAAUUAUAUUGAUGAAUAUCUAGAAAAUUUGUCUUCUCUUUUUUUUGUGCAUUAUUAUUCAUACAAAAAUAUAAAUUUAAAUUUUUUAUAUUCAAAUUUAUUUAAUUCUACUUAUAAAGAUAAUGAAUCACAAGUUUUACAUUGGAACUAUCUUUUAUAUUAUCCUUAUGAGCUUUUUACAAAUUCAAGAAAAAGAAUACAAUGUUUUAUUUUAUAUAUUUUGAUUGAACAGGAAAAAAUAAAAUUUCAUAACAAGUUUGCUAUUUUGAAAAAAGAAAAAAAAAAUUAUUUUGAUGAAAUUAAAUUGCUAACAAUUAAAUUAAAACAAUCCAUAGAAGAAAUAAAAGAUUAUUUGGAGCAUUCUUAUUCGGAUAAAAUAAAUCUAAAAUUAUUUCAACAAAAUAUAUUUGAAAUUGUAAAAGCACGUUAUCCAGACACUGCUAAUAAUAUUUUUGACCCCAAAAAUAUUUUAAAAGAUUAUUUAAAUAAAAUAAAGUUCCGAAAUAAUAAAAAAAAUAAAAAUUGUCAAUAUAUAUUUGAUAAUAAAAACGAUACUACUAUUAAAUUGAAGGAAAACUUAUCGGAUAUAUUUAUAAAUCGAAAAAAAGAUGAUGCAUCAUUAAUUAAAGACGAAACUGGGCAUGUUCAGAAAAUUUCAAAAAUAACUAAAAAUAAUGAAGAAGAAGAGUCAGAACAAUUAGAAUAUUAUAAUAAGCAAAAAGAGGAUAUACGAAAUAAGAUCAUAGAUAUAAAAAAUUAUAUAUAUCAAAUAAAUAACCAAUGCAACGAAUUCAAUGAAAAGAUACAUCUAUUGAAGAAGCAAAAGGCAAACAUACAUAAGCAAAUUAUGUUGCAUGAAUUUUAUUGCAUCUCUAUUUAUUCCCUUUUAAAAAACGAGUAUACAAAAAUGGGAAUUUUGAAGAAAUUUGAAAAUAAACAAAAUAAAAUCCAAAACAAUUUAAAACAACUUUCCGAUUUGAUAACUACUUUGAAGGGUAAAGAGACAUGUGAUAAAAUUCUGAACCAAAAGAAAGUGGACAUAAUAAUGAAAUAUAAUAAAAGCCUAAAAUUAAAUGAAUCUAUAAUUGAAAGAAAACAAAAUUUUGAAAAAAAAUUUCAUCAUGAAUCUGCAAACUUUGAUGUCCUCAUGGAACAAAAAUAUGAAAAUAUUAUCGGAUUCGAAUACGAUUCAAAGAAAAAUAUUUUUUUAAAAAAAAAAGUUAUUCAAAAACAUAUAUUAGAUACUAAUCAGUUAAUUCAUAAAAUUUCUGAAUUACAAAAAAAUAUUAAAAAUGUAAAGGAAGAAAUUUAUAAGAACAAAAUAAAAAAUGAUUAUUUUAACUUUUUGAUAAUGGACAUAGAUGAAGAGGUUAAUGAUGUUAAAUAUUUGAAGGAAAACUGCGAAUUCUUAUUUUGUGAUAUAAAUAAUGUCAUAAGUUCUUUAGAAACGAAAAAGAGAAAUAAGGAAGCUAUGUUUCAAUUAUCUGAGCAAAAAUUGCGUGACAAAAUUAAUAAUUUGAAUUCGAAAAUAUCUUCAAUAAAAUAUGAAAACACCGUGCUCGGUGAAAAUAUAAAAAGUUUAAUUAAUGAAAUAAAUGAAAUAAAGGAAAACCGAGGAGAUAACAACAAAAUUUUAUUUGACGAAAAAUUAAUACAGUGUUUAGAAGAUGAUGAAAAAAAAAAUGGAAAUGAAAAAAAUAUAACAGAUAUUAUCCUAAGGGGGCCAUGUGAUGCAUUCUUAAAAAAUUUACAUACUAAUUAUAUUGACAAUACUACAAAAAAUAUUGCUAAAAAAAAUGAAAAAAAAGGAAUAUGCACAAAGGGAAUUUAUGAAAAAAAUAUUUUACUGAAAAAGUUUUAUAAAUAA